Molecule: messenger RNA, 13658 nt
Organism: Gracilinanus agilis (Agile Gracile Mouse Opossum)
Lineage: Eukaryota; Metazoa; Chordata; Mammalia; Didelphimorphia; Didelphidae
Product: E3 ubiquitin-protein ligase HUWE1
Exons: 82
Coding region: 56-13144 (4362 amino acids)
Biological process (GO): proteasome-mediated ubiquitin-dependent protein catabolic process; protein polyubiquitination; positive regulation of protein catabolic process
Cellular component (GO): nucleus; Golgi membrane
Molecular function (GO): protein binding; ubiquitin-protein transferase activity; zinc ion binding
Source: RefSeq, a predicted model, not a curated record
CCUGAGCCCAGUAUGGAUUGGCUGUGAUUUUAGGGCCACACAAUAAAUUUCCAAAAUGAAAGUGGACAGAACUAAACUGAAGAAGACGCCAACUGAGGCUCCUGCAGAUUGCCGGGCUCUGAUAGAUAAACUUAAGGGUUGUAAUGAUGAGCAGCUCCUCCUGGAACUUCAACAGAUCAAAACCUGGAAUAUUGGAAAGUGUGAGCUGUACCAUUGGGUGGAUCUGUUGGAUCGCUUUGAUGGGAUUCUGGCUGAUGCUGGACAGACUGUGGAAAACAUGGCUUGGAUGCUGAUGUGUGAUGGACCUGACAAGGAGCAUCUUAAAUUACUGCUUUUGGCUGUCUUGAACUUUACUGCCCUGCUCAUUGAAUACAGCUUUUCUCGGCAUCUGUACAGCUCUAUAGAGCAUCUGACUACAUUACUGGCCUCCUCUGAUAUGCAAGUGGUCCUGGCAGUGCUGAAUCUCCUGUAUGUCUUCAGCAAGAGAUCCAACUAUAUUACUCGCCUGGGUUCUGACAAGAGGACUCCACUGCUGUCCCGUCUGCAGCACUUGGCAGAGAGCUGGGGCGGCAAAGAAAACGGUUUUGGGCUCGCAGAGUGUUGUCGAGACCUGCACAUGUUGAAAUACCCACCCAGUGCAACUACACUACACUUUGAAUUCUAUGCCGACCCAGGGGCCGAGGUCAAAGUUGAGAAAAGGACACCCAGUAAUACACUACAUUACAUCCAUAUAGAGCAGCUGGACAAGAUUUCAGAAAGUCCUUCUGAAAUCAUGGAAUCCCUCACAAAAAUGUACAACAUCCCAAAGGAUAAGCAGAUGCUGCUGUUCACUCAUAUCCGACUAGCCCAUGGCUUUUCCAAUCACAAGAAGAGGCUGCAAGCUGUUCAAGCUAGGCUCCAUGCGAUCUCCAUAUUAGUAUAUUCCAAUGCCUUACAGGAGUCGGCAAACAGUAUCCUGUAUAAUGGUUUGAUAGAGGAAUUGGUGGAUGUCCUUCAGAUAACAGAUAAACAGCUCAUGGACAUCAAGGCAGCCUCUUUGAGGACUUUAACAUCAAUUGUACACUUGGAGAGGACGCCCAAACUCAGCAGUAUUAUCGACUGCACUGGGACCGCCUCCUAUCAUGGAUUUUUACCUGUCCUUGUACGGAAUUGCAUCCAGGCUAUGAUUGAUCCUUCCAUGGACCCAUACCCUCACCAGUUUGCCACUGCUCUCUUCUCCUUCCUGUACCACUUGGCCAGUUAUGAUGCUGGAGGAGAAGCCUUGGUGUCUUGUGGAAUGAUGGAGGCCUUGCUGAAGGUGAUCAAGUUCCUUGGAGACGAACAGGACCAGAUAACCUUUGUUACCCGAGCAGUCCGAGUUGUCGACCUCAUCACCAACCUCGACAUGGCAGCUUUUCAGUCUCACAGCGGGCUGUCCAUCUUCAUUUACAGAUUGGAGCAUGAAGUCGACUUGUGCCGAAAAGAGUGUCCUUUUGUGAUCAAGCCAAAGAUCCAAAGGCCCAGCACUGCCCAUGAAGGAGAAGAAAUGGAAACAGACACGGACGGAGUCCAGUGCAUCCCUCAGCGUGCUGCACUUCUCAAGUCUAUGCUGAACUUCCUUAAGAAAGCCAUCCAAGACCCCGCCUUCUCUGAUGGCAUUCGUCAUGUGAUGGAUGGCUCUUUGCCUACCUCGUUGAAACACAUCAUCAGUAAUGCAGAGUAUUAUGGGCCUUCACUCUUUUUGCUGGCUACUGAAGUGGUGACCGUAUUUGUGUUCCAAGAGCCAUCCCUCCUAUCCUCUCUGCAAGACAAUGGGCUGACGGACGUCAUGCUCCACGCACUUCUUAUCAAAGAUGUUCCUGCAACCCGAGAAGUCCUUGGCUCUCUGCCCAAUGUGUUCAGUGCACUGUGCUUGAACGCCCGAGGCCUUCAGUCAUUUGUGCAGUGUCAACCUUUCGAGCGUCUCUUCAAAGUGCUGCUUUCUCCUGAUUACCUGCCUGCCAUGCGCAGGAGAAGGAGUUCGGAUCCCCUUGGCGAUACUGCUUCCAACCUGGGUAGCGCUGUGGAUGAACUAAUGAGGCACCAACCGACCCUGAAGACAGAUGCCACUACUGCCAUUAUCAAGUUGCUAGAAGAGAUCUGUAAUCUCGGAAGGGACCCCAAGUACAUCUGCCAGAAACCAUCCAUUCAGAAGGCGGACGGCACCAGCUCAGCUACUCCGCAGAGAGCUAACCAUGCUGCUGAGGAGGCCUCUAGUGAGGAUGAGGAAGAAGAGGAGGUGCAGGCCAUGCAGAGCUUUAACCCCCCUGCGCAGAGUGACAACGACUCGAAUCAACAGGUUGUUGGAACAGAAGAGCGGGUCCCCAUCCCCCUCAUGGAUUACAUCCUCAAUGUGAUGAAGUUUGUGGAAUCCAUUCUGAGCAAUAACACCACAGAUGACCAUUGUCAGGAGUUCGUGAAUCAGAAGGGGCUGCUGCCCCUCGUCACUAUCCUGGGUCUCCCUAACCUGCCCAUCGACUUUCCCACCUCAGCUGCCUGUCAGGCUGUGGCAGGGGUCUGCAAGUCCAUACUGACACUGUCCCAUGAGCCCAAAGUCCUGCAGGAGGGCCUUCUGCAGCUGGACUCUAUCCUCUCCUCUCUGGAACCACUGCACCGGCCGAUCGAGGCCCCUGGCGGCUCUGUGCUUUUGCGAGAGCUGGCCUGUGCUGGCAAUGUCGCAGACGCUACACUCUCUGCCCAGGCUACCCCCUUACUGCAUGCCCUCACGGCUGCUCACGCCUACAUCAUGAUGUUCGUGCACACUUGCAGGGUUGGCCAGAGCGAGAUCCGUGCUAUCUCGGUGAACCAGUGGGGUUCCCAGUUGGGUCUGAGUGUCCUGAGCAAGCUGAGCCAGCUCUACUGUUCUCUCGUCUGGGAAAGCACAGUUCUACUCUCACUCUGUACCCCAAACAGCCUCCCUUCUGGGUGUGAGUUUGGACAGGCAGACAUGCAGAAAUUGGUCCCAAAGGAGGAGAAGGCAGCCGCUGCAACAACCUCUCACGGAACCAAGAGAACUGAAGGAGAAAGUGAUGGGACAACCGCCACAGUGGAGGCUUCAGCCCAGGGCUUACUGGAAGGCAUUGGCCUGGAUGGUGACACCUUGGCUCCCAUGGAAACUGAUGAGCCCAGUAGUUCAGACCCCAAGGGCAAGUCUAAGAUUACCCCUGCCAUGGCUGCGAGGAUCAAACAGAUCAAGCCCUUGCUGUCUGCCUCCUCGCGGUUAGGCCGAGCUCUUGCUGAGCUUUUUGGACUUCUCGUUAAGCUCUGUGUGGGAUCUCCUGUCCGGCAGCGGAGAAGUCACCAUGCAACCAGUACUACCACAGCACCAACUCCUGCAGCCAGGUCAACAGCCUCUGCUCUCACCAAACUCCUCACCAAGGGCUUGUCCUGGCAGCCCCCGCCAUACACACCUACUCCCAGGUUCAGGCUGACUUUCUUCAUCUGCUCAGUCGGCUUCACCUCCCCUAUGCUGUUCGACGAGAGGAAGUACCCGUACCACCUCAUGCUACAAAAAUUCCUCUGCUCUGGGGGCCACAAUGCUCUUUUUGAAACUUUCAACUGGGCUCUCUCCAUGGGAGGCAAAGUUCCUGUUUCUGAGGGCCUUGAGCACCCUGACCUGCCAGAUGGCACGGGAGAGUUCCUAGACGCCUGGCUCAUGCUGGUAGAGAAGAUGGUGAACCCAACCACUGUGCUGGAGUCCCCUCACUCUCUACCAGCCAAGCUUCCUGGGGGCCAAAGCCACCCCCAGUUCAGUGCCCUGAGAUUCCUUGUCGUUACUCAGAAGGCAGCCUUCACCUGCAUCAAGAAUCUGUGGAACCGGAAGCCUCUAAAAGUGUAUGGUGGGCGCAUGGCCGAAUCAAUGCUGGCAAUCCUGUGUCACAUCCUCCGUGGGGAACCUGUCAUCCGAGAGCGACUGAGCAAGGAUAAGGAAGGGACCCGAGGAGAAGAAGAAGCAGGGCAAGAGGAGAGUGGCUCUCGCCGUGACCCUCAGGUCAACCAGCAGCAGCUCCAGCAGCUAAUGGAUAUGGGCUUCACAAGAGAGCAUGCCAUGGAGGCCUUAUUGAAUACCAGCACCAUGGAACAAGCUACAGAGUAUCUCUUGACCCACCCGCCCCCACUCAUGGGAGGAGUUGUCCGGGAUCUCAGCAUGUCAGAAGAGGACCAGAUGAUGAGAGCCAUUGCCAUGUCUCUGGGACAGGACAUCCCAAUGGAUCAGAGAGCAGAGUCCCCCGAGGAAGCUGCCUGUAGGAAGGAGGAAGAAGAGCGGAAAGCCCGGGAAAAGCAGGAAGAAGAAGAGGCCAAGUGCCUAGAGAAGUUUCAGGAUGCUGAGCCCCUGGAGCAGGAGGAGCUCCACAGUUUCACAGACACCAUGUUGCCGGGCUGCUUCCAUCUCCUUGAUGAGCUGCCAGAUACUGUGUAUCGUGUCUGCGACUUGAUCAUGACUGCCAUUAAACGCAAUGGGGCUGAUUACCGGGACAUGAUUCUGAAGCAAGUGGUCAAUCAGGUCUGGGAAGCAGCUGAUGUUUUGAUCAAAGCGGCUCUUCCUCUGACAACUAGUGACACCAAAACAGUCUCUGAAUGGAUCAGUCAGAUGGUCACACUUCCCCAGGCCUCAAACUUGGCUACUAGAAUCUUGUUGCUGACGUUACUGUUUGAGGAAUUGAAACUCCCUUGUGCUCGAGUGGUCGAAUCUAGCGGCAUCCUCAACGUCCUCAUCAAACUUCUGGAAGUGGUCCAGCCGUGCCUUCAGGCUGCCAAAGAGCAGAAGGAGAUCCACACCCCAAAAUGGAUCACACCAGUGCUGCUCCUCAUUGACUUCUAUGAGAAGACGGCCAUCUCUUCGAAGAGGAGAGCCCAGAUGAACAAGUACCUGCAGGCCAACAAUAACAAUUGGCGCUGGUUCGAUGAUCGCUCUGGGCGCUGGUGCAGCUACAGCGCGAGCAACAAUAGCACCAUCGAUGCUGCCUGGAAAGCUGGUGAGACAAGCGUCCGCUUCACAGCUGGGCGGCGGCGAUAUACUGUGCAGUUCACCACGAUGGUUCAGGUCAAUGAAGAAACUGGGAACCGUCGCCCUGUGAUGCUAACUCUCUUGCGUGUGCCAAGGCUUAACAAGAACCCCAAAGAUGGCAACGAGCAGGAACUGGACAAGACCUUGGAUGAAACCAAAGAAGUUGAUACCAAGACGGCUGAGGAGAAAUCCUCCAAAUGCCCCUUGGCUCCUGAGAGUCCAACCCUCGAGAAGGAACUGGUUGCUGAGGAGGCCCAGCUAGGGGAGAUCCUGAUCCAGGGCCUCACCGAGGAGAUGGUGACCGUUCUAAUCAGGGCCUGUGUGAGCAUGCUAGGUGUUCCCGUGGACCCGGACACACUGCAUGCCACUCUGCGCCUCUGCCUACGGCUCACCCGAGACCACAAGUACGCCCUGAUGUUUGCUGAGCUCAAGAGCACCCGCAUGAUCCUUAACUUGACCCAGAGCUCAGGCUUCAAUGGGUUUACCCCACUGGUUACCCUACUCUUGAGGCACAUCAUUGAGGACCCAUGUACUCUACAGCAUACCAUGGAAAAGGUCGUGCGAUCUGCAGCUACAAGUGGGGCAGGAAGCACCACAUCUGGGGUGGUUUCUGGCAGCCUCGGCUCUCGAGAGAUCAACUAUAUCCUCCGUGUACUUGGGCCAGCCGCCUGUCGGAAUCCGGACAUCUUCACUGAGGUGGCAAAUGGCUGUAUUCGAAUUGCUCUUCCAGCCCCUCGAGGCUCAGGAACCGCAUCAGAUGAUGAAUUCGAGAACUUGAGAAUCAAAGGUCCCAACGCUGUGCAGUUGGUGAAGACGACCCCUGUCAAGCCCUCUGCUCUGCCUCUCAUUCCCGACACCAUCAAGGAGGUGAUUUAUGACAUGCUUAAUGCCUUGGCCGCCUACCAUGCUCCAGACGAAGACAAAUCGGACCCUAAAGCUGGGAUGAUGACCCAGGAGGUGAGCCAGAUCCUGCAAGACAUGGGCGAUGAAGUAUACCAGCAGUAUCGAUCUCUAACACGCCAGGGCAGCGACUUCGAUGCUCAGUCGGGCUUUGCCAUUAAUACUCAAGUCUUCGCUACAGAUGGUACGUCCACUGAGACACCUCAGUCAGGAACCCCUCAAGGAGGAGCUUCUACUCCAGAAGAAUCUCGGGAAGGGAAGAAAGAUAAGGAAGGGGAACGUGUCUCUGAAGAAGGCAGACAGAAAGCCAAAGGCAGCAAGCCUUUAAUGCCCACGUCCACCAUCCUUAGGUUGCUGGCUGAGUUGGUGAGGUCCUAUGUUGGUAUUGCCACUCUGAUUGCCAACUACAACUACGCUGUGGGCCAGUCGGAGCUCAUCAAGGAGGAUUGCAGCGUAUUGGCAUUUGUCCUGGACCACCUUCUCCCACAUACCCAGAAUGCUGAGGAUAAAGAUACCCCAGCACUAGCCCGCCUCUUUCUUGCCAGCCUGGCUGCAGCAGGCAGUGGCACAGAUGCCCAGGUAGCCCUGGUGAAUGAAGUCAAGGCAGCUCUGAGCCGAGCAUUGGCAAUGGCUGAAAGCACAGAAAAACAUGCCAGGCUCCAGGCAGUGAUGUGCAUCAUCAGCACCAUCAUGGAGUCCUGCCCCUCCACCUCCAGCUUCUAUAGUAGCACAACGGCCAAGACCCAGCACAAUGGCAUGAACAACAUCAUUCGGCUUUUCUUAAAGAAAGGCCUUGUGAAUGACUUGGCACGGGUGCCACAUAGCCUGGACCUCUCAAGUCCCAACAUGGCCAACACGGUCAACGCUGCCCUCAAGCCUUUGGAGACAUUGUCACGGAUUGUGAACCAACCCAGCAGCCUCUUUGGCAGCAAGAGUGCUUCUGGGAAGAGCAAAUCUGAGCAAGAUGCCCAAGGAGCAUCUCAGGACGCCAACAGCAAUACCCAGGACCCAGGUGAGACUGGGGAAGCCGAAGUACAGGAGGAGGACCACGAUGCCACUCAGACCGAGGUGGCAGAUGGGGACAUCAUGGAUGGGGAAGCCGAGAAUGACGCUGUGGUGAUUGCUGGGCAGCCACAGGUGCUCAGUACUCAGGAGAUGCAGGUUGAGAAUGAGCUGGAAGACCUAAUAGACGAAUUGCUUGAGAGAGACGGUGGUUCUGGAAACAGUACAAUCAUAGUGGGCAGAAGCGGAGAGGACGAGUCACAAGAGGAUGUGCUGAUGGAUGAAGCUCCCUCCAACCUCAGCCAGGCUUCCACCUUGCAGGCCAACCGAGAAGAUUCAAUGAAUCUCUUGGAUGCUGAGGAUGAGGAGGAGCACACCCAAGAGGAGGACAGCAGUGGCAGCAACGAGGAUGAGGAUGAGAGCCAAGACGAAGAAGAGGAGGAGGAGGAAGACGAAGAAGAUGAUCAGGAUGACGAGGAAGGAGAAGAGGGAGACGAGGAUGACGAUGACGAUGGCUCCGAGAUGGAAUUGGAUGAGGAUUACCCUGACAUGAACGCUUCUCCCUUGGUCCGCUUUGAACGUUUCGAUCGAGAGGACGACCUCAUCAUCGAGUUUGACAACAUGUUCUCCAGUGCCACAGAUAUCCCCCCAUCCCCCGGGAACAUCCCCACCACCCACCCAUUAAUGGUACGGCAUGCAGACCACAGCUCCCUCACCCUGGGUAGUGGUUCCUCUACCACCCGCCUCACCCAGGGCAUGGGCAGAAGCCAGAGGACACUGAGGCAGCUAACAGCCAACACGGGGCAUACUAUCCAUGUGCACUACCCUGGCAAUCGACAGCCCAACCCUCCCCUCAUACUGCAGAGAUUGCUGGGUCCAUCCGCUGCAGCUGAUAUUCUUCAGUUGAGCAGCAGCCUUCCCCUCCAGAGUCGUGGCCGAGCUCGCCUCCUAGUAGGCAAUGAUGAUGUGCACAUCAUUGCCAGGUCUGAUGACGAGCUGCUGGAUGACUUCUUCCAUGACCAAAGCACAGCUACCAGCCAAGCAGGGACCCUCUCAAGCAUCCCCACAGCCCUGACCCGCUGGACAGAGGAGUGCAAGGUGCUGGAUGCCGAGAGCAUGCACGACUGUGUGUCUGUAGUGAAAGUGCCCAUCAUCAAUCACCUGGAGGCCCUUCGAGAUGAGGAACUGGAGGAGAGGCGAGAGAAGCGUAGGCAGCAGCUGGCCGACGGAGAGUCCAAGGCAAAAGAAGAGAAGGAGACUAAAGACCAGAGUACACAGGACAGCACAUCCAAAUCGGACACUUCUACCAGCCAGAAUGUCUCAGAUCAGAGUCCUGGACUCGACAGCUACCCAACGACCCCGUCUUCGGCCGAAGGCACCUCAGCCAGGCCCAAGCAGACCCUUGUCACUCUGGAAACCUCCCAGCAGCCACCUCCAGCAGCCUCCAGCAGCCUUGACCAGGAGCUCCCUGGCCCAGCUCCAGCCUCAGAGGCUGCUGCCCAGCCGCUAAUGCCUGCAGAGCAUGAGGACUUGGGCCCCGGGCGAGCCAGUGGUGAAACAGAAGCCACCCAGAUGGAGUUCUCCCCAGCCCCCACGAUAACCUCCUUGUCUCCGGAAAGGGCCGAGGACUCGGAUGCUCUGACUGCUGUGAGCAGCCAGCUGGAGGGCUCCCCUAUGGACACCAGCAGCCUGGCAUCCUGCAACUUGGAAGAAGGAGUUGGAGACAGUACUGUAGCCAGCAAUGUGGAUGCUCCUGGGCCAGCUCCAACCACUCCCGGAGAUCCAGCCCAGGCUGGGACAGAAACACAAGGCAGCAGUGACGGGCCUGGAGAUUCCCCAGGAGAAUCCCCACAGCAAGCUGAGGACAGCUCUCCCCCUGGCUCAUCCUCAGAAAGCUCCUCUACCCGAGAUUCGGCCGUGGCCAUUUCCGGAGCAGAUUCCCGGGGUCUCCUGGAAGAGCCACUCCCCUCGACGAGCAGUGAAGAAGAAGAUCCUCUGGCGGGUAUCAAUCUUCCUGAAGGUGUGGAUCCCUCGUUUUUGGCGGCUCUGCCUGACGAUAUCCGCAGAGAGGUCUUACAAAAUCAACUGGGCAUCCGGCCCCCUGCCCGAGUCACUCCUGCUGCCACCACCCCAACUCCUCCCCCCGUGGUGGGGAACCCCAGUGUGACUGAAGUCAGCCCUGAAUUUCUUGCGGCCCUGCCCCCUGCCAUUCAGGAGGAGGUCCUUGCCCAGCAGCGGGCUGAGCAGCAGAGGCGAGAGCUAGCCCAGAGUGCCAGUUCGGACACCCCAAUGGACCCAGUAACCUUCAUCCAAACCCUGCCAUCAGACUUGCGCCGCAGCGUGCUGGAGGACAUGGAGGACAGUGUGCUAGCAGUGAUGCCCCCUGACAUUGCUGCCGAGGCCCAAGCCCUUCGGCGAGAGCAGGAAGCCCGGCAGAGACAACUGAUGCAUGAGAGGCUCUUUGGACACAGUAGCACCUCAGCCCUCUCUGCCAUCCUCAGGAGCCCAGCCUUUACAAGUCGCUUGAGUGGCAACCGAGGAGUCCAGUAUACGCGCCUGGCUGUCCAGAGGGGUGGCACUUUCCAGAUGAGUGGGAGCAGUAGCCACACCAGGCCCUCCGGCAGUAACGUGGACAGCCUCCUGCGCCUCCGGGGCCGCCUUCUCCUGGACCACGAAGCCUUGUCGUGUCUCCUGGUCCUUCUCUUUGUGGACGAGCCCAAGCUGAACACGAGCCGCCUCCACCGUGUCCUGCGCAACCUGUGCUACCAUGGCCAGACCCGCCAUUGGGUUAUCCGCAGCCUACUGUCCAUUCUGCAGCGGAGCAGUGAGAGCGAGCUCUGCAUUGAGACUCCCAAGGUCACUGCCACCGAGGAGAAGGGGAAGAAGGCAGCCAAGGGCUGCCCCACAAGCAGCCACGACAGCCGGCCCCUGGACCUGCUGCAUAAGAUGGAGUCCAAGAGCUCCAGCCAGCUCUCGUGGCUCUCUGUGUCCAUGGACGCGGCCCUGGGCUGCCGGACUAACAUAUUCCAGAUCCAGCGGGCUGUGGGCCGCAAACACACCGAGAAGCAUGCUGGCUGUGGGUCCACUGUCCAUAUUCACCCACAGGCUGCCCCUGUGGUGUGUAGGCAUGUCUUGGAUACCCUCAUACAGUUAGCCAAGGUAUUCCCCAGUCACUUCACCCAGCAGCGGACCAAAGAGACAAAUUGUGAAAGCGACCGGGAGAGGAGCACCAAACAGGCCUGUAGCCCCUGUCCUGGUCAGUCCACCAGCAGUGGCAUCUCCACUGACUUCUGGGACUUGUUGGUAAAACUGGACAACAUGAACGUCAGCCGCAAAGGCAAAAACUCUGUCAAGUCAGUGCCCAUAAAUGUGGGCAGUGAGGGAGAGACCUCUCUGUACAGCCUUGAGGCCUCCCCCCUGGGGCAGCUCAUGAACAUGCUGUCGCAUCCAGUCAUCCGACGGAGCUCGCUCCUCACCGAGAAGCUGCUGCGCCUUUUGUCCCUCAUCUCCAUCGCGCUGCCGGAGAACAAAGCGCCAGAAACUCCCUCUACCACCACUGCCUCCUCAACAAGUGCCACUACCACCAAUACUGUCGUCACCACCACUCCGGGCCCCCUCACCCCUGGCCCCACCCCUACCGGAGCGUCAGCCGCUGCCACGCUGGCAAGCACCACCCCCACGAGCACCCCUACUGCCGCUACAAGUAAGUUGGAGUGGGGGCUUCACGGUCCUACUGCUAAGAACAGCAAGUCCCCAGCAAAGGCCAGUGAAGGAGGCAGUGGAGGUAGUGUGGAUAGCAAGAUGGCAGCAUCGGGCCUGACAGAAAAUCAGCUCCAGCUCUCCGUGGAGGUGUUGACCUCACACUCGUGCUCCGAAGAAGGCCUGGAAGAUGCGGCCAAUGUUCUGCUACAACUUUCCAGGGGCGACCCAGCCACCCGAGACACUGUUCUGAAGCUGCUCUUGAAUGGAGCGAGGCAUCUGGGUUACACCCUGUGCAAGCAGAUUGGGACCCUCCUGGCUGAACUGCGGGAAUACAACCUGGAGCAGCAGCGACGAGCCCAAUGUGAGAUCCUGUCUCCAGAUGGGCUGCCUGAGGAACAGCCACAGACCACCCGGUCUAAAGGGAAGAUGCAGAGCCGGUUUGACACGGCUGAGAACGUGGUGAUCGUGGCGUCUCAGAAGCGUCCACUGGGCGGUCGAGAGCUCCAGCUGCCUUCCAUGUCCAUGCUGACAUCAAAGACCUCCACCCAGAAGUUCUUCCUUCGGGUGCUGCAGGUUAUCAUUCAGCUCCGGGACGACACACGCAGAGCUAACAAGAAGGCCAAGCAGACAAGCAGGCUAGGUACCUCCAGCCUGGGCUCGGCUAGCAGCAUCCAGGCAGCUGUUCGGCAGCUGGAGGCUGAGGCUGAUGCCAUUAUACAAAUGGUACGUGAGGGUCAAAGGGCGCGGAGACAGCAGCAAGCAGCAACGUCGGAUUCCAGCCAGUCUGAGAUUGCUUCCCGGAGGGACGAGUCUCCCAUGGAUGUAGACCAGCCGUCCCCUGCUUCUCAGGAUACACAGUCCAUUGGCUCUGAAGGCAGCCAACAGAGUGAGAAGGAGAAAGAGGAGAGACCCCCAGAUCUGCCCCUGCUCAGUGAGCAGCUGAGUCUAGAUGAACUGUGGGACAUGCUUGGCGAGUGUUUGAAGGAGCUUGAAGAAUCCCAUGACCAGCAUGCAGUGCUCGUUCUGCAGCCUGCUGUCGAAGCCUUCUUUCUGGUCCAUGCCACCGAACGGGAGAGUAAGCCACCUGUUCGAGACACCCGGGAAAGCCAGCUAGCUCACAUCAAGGAUGAGCCCCCACCGCUCUCCCCUGCUCCCUUGACCCCUGCCACCCCUUCCUCCCUGGACCCCUUCUUCUCCCGAGAGCCAUCCUCUAUGCACAUCUCCUCCAGUCUGCCCCCGGACACACAGAAGUUCCUUCGGUUCGCAGAGACUCACCGCACUGUGCUAAAUCAGAUCCUUCGCCAGUCCACCACCCACCUCGCAGAUGGGCCCUUCGCUGUCCUGGUGGACUACAUCCGAGUGCUGGACUUUGAUGUUAAGCGCAAAUAUUUCCGCCAAGAGCUAGAACGUCUAGACGAGGGACUCCGGAAAGAAGACAUGGCUGUGCAUGUCCGCCGGGACCACGUGUUUGAAGACUCUUACCGAGAGCUGCAUCGAAAAUCUCCUGAGGAAAUGAAGAAUCGACUGUACAUAGUGUUUGAAGGAGAAGAAGGCCAGGAUGCUGGGGGCCUCCUUCGGGAGUGGUACAUGAUCAUCUCCAGAGAGAUGUUCAAUCCCAUGUAUGCCUUGUUCCGGACCUCGCCUGGUGACAGGGUCACCUACACCAUCAACCCCUCCUCCCACUGCAAUCCCAACCAUCUCAGCUACUUCAAAUUUGUCGGGCGAAUUGUGGCCAAAGCCGUGUACGACAACCGACUACUGGAAUGCUACUUCACCAGGUCUUUCUACAAACACAUCCUGGGCAAGUCUGUCCGGUACACAGAUAUGGAAAGCGAGGACUACCACUUCUACCAAGGCCUGGUGUACUUGCUGGAAAAUGACGUCUCCACUCUUGGCUAUGACCUCACUUUCAGCACUGAGGUUCAAGAGUUUGGAGUCUGCGAGGUUCGGGAUCUGAAGCCGAACGGAGCGAACAUCCUGGUGACGGAAGAGAAUAAGAAGGAAUACGUGCACCUCGUGUGCCAGAUGAGGAUGACAGGAGCCAUCCGAAAACAAUUGGCAGCCUUCUUGGAAGGUUUCUAUGAGAUCAUCCCCAAACGCCUCAUUUCCAUCUUCACCGAGCAAGAGCUGGAGCUGCUCAUCUCGGGGCUGCCCACGAUAGACAUUGACGACCUGAAAUCCAACACCGAGUAUCACAAGUACCAGUCCAACUCCAUCCAGAUCCAGUGGUUCUGGCGGGCGCUGCGCUCUUUCGACCAGGCCGACCGGGCCAAGUUCCUCCAGUUUGUGACAGGCACCUCCAAGGUGCCCCUCCAAGGUUUUGCGGCACUCGAGGGCAUGAAUGGCAUUCAGAAGUUCCAGAUCCACCGAGAUGACAGAUCAACGGACCGGCUGCCUUCAGCCCACACAUGUUUUAAUCAGCUGGACCUGCCAGCCUACGAGAGCUAUGAGAAGUUGCGCCAUAUGUUGCUGUUGGCCAUUCAGGAGUGCUCCGAGGGCUUUGGGCUGGCUUAGACCCAAUGGGCUUGGCGGCUGCUUCUUCUGCCACCGCCGCCGCCGCCACCAACGACACCAACACCAACCGCUGCUGCCGCCGCCGCCACCACCCUGUUAUUUUUGUCUACUGUCGGACUUGGGGAUAGGGAGAGAGGAAGGAGGAGGGACGAGCCCUUCCACACCAGACCCACCAAAACGUUCUUCGAACCUCAGAAGGAAACUCGAGCAGUAAUCGACCUUUGUGCUCCCCCUCCCCCAGUGCGCUCACCCCAUCUGAGGAGUGGCGGCGGCCACUUCGGGCCCUGCGCUCGCUCGCUCUGUUGAAACUUGAAGCGUUCGGAUGGGGGGAGAAGCGGAAGAGGAGAGAGAUAUAUAUACACGUAUAUAUAUAGUUUGGGUUCUGUUUGCAUUUCUUAAUUCGUGCUUGGAAUGUGUUGGUGCGCUCACGCACAUCGAACCAGUCAGUGUGAGGGGAUCGGCCUUGACCUCCCUGGCUCCAGGUGAGGGUUACAAUAAAGAGCUCUUGGCAAGA